CUGAACUUUGGGAAGAGUUUUCUACAGCACUGGGCAUGUGGACACAGUGUAAUGUGUGAAACAGGCUUGGAGUCCAUGGGUUGGUACAGUAGGCUUCACUAGACUUAGCUGCAACUCAGAAUUUCUCCUCCAGCACCUGAGUAAAUGCUGAUGGUCUUGUGGAGAGUGGAUUAAGAGUACGAGCUAAGUUCUCAAUCCCAAUUAAGAAGCGGAGGAAAAUUUAAACUGUCUCCUUCAAAGUUUAUCACAACCACCACCAUCAAGACAGCAAACCAAAGGACAAAGACUUUGAACUGCUGUGUUGCUCUGUGUAGUCCAGUUCACGUGUGGUUUACAGACCUGGCUGGGGUUGCUAAUAAGUACAUAAGAAUCUGGACACUUCUGUCAUUUGGACACUUAAUCACAAGUUACCAGAAUGAGGGCUGUACUGGAGCCAGCAGACAUUGCCAUAGUGGCCCUGUACUUCAUCCUGGUCCUGUGCAUUGGUUUUUUUGCCAUGUGGAAAUCUAAUAGAAGCACCGUGAGUGGAUACUUCCUGGCGGGGCGCUCUAUGACUUGGGUAGCAAUUGGUGCCUCUCUGUUUGUGAGCAAUAUUGGGAGUGAACACUUCAUUGGGCUGGCAGGCUCUGGAGCUGCGAGUGGAUUUGCAGUGGGCGCAUGGGAAUUCAAUGCCUUACUGCUUUUGCAACUUUUGGGAUGGGUUUUCAUCCCGAUAUACAUCCGGUCGGGGGUAUACACCAUGCCUGAAUACUUGUCCAAGCGAUUUGGUGGCCAUAGGAUUCAGGUCUAUUUUGCAGCCUUGUCUCUGAUUCUCUAUAUCUUCACUAAGCUCUCAGUGGAUCUGUAUUCGGGUGCCCUCUUUAUCCAGGAGUCCUUGGGUUGGAAUCUUUAUGUAUCUGUCAUCUUGCUCAUUGGCAUGACUGCUCUGCUGACUGUCACUGGAGGCCUUGUUGCAGUGAUCUACACAGAUACUCUACAAGCUCUGCUCAUGAUCAUUGGGGCCCUCACACUUACAGUUAUUAGCAUGAUGGAGAUUGGAGGGUUUGAGGAAGUUAAGAGAAGGUACAUGUCUGCCUCACCCAAUGUUUCUCUCAUUUUGUUGACACACAACCUUUCCAAUACGAAUUCUUGUAACGUGAAUCCUAAGAAAGACUCCCUAAAAAUGCUGCGAGAUCCAACAGAUGAAGAUGUUCCCUGGCCUGGAUUCAUUCUUGGGCAAACUCCGGCUUCGGUAUGGUACUGGUGUGCUGACCAAGUCAUCGUGCAGAGAGUCCUAGCAGCCAAAAACAUUGCUCAUGCCAAAGGCUCUACUCUUAUGGCUGGCUUCUUAAAGCUUCUACCAAUGUUCAUCAUAGUUGUACCAGGAAUGAUUUCCAGAAUACUGUUUGUUAAUGACAUAGCUUGCAUCAACCCAGAGCACUGCAUGCAAGUGUGUGGAAGCAGAGCUGGGUGUUCCAAUAUUGCCUACCCCCGCCUGGUGAUGAAGCUGGUUCCUGUGGGUCUUCGAGGCUUGAUGAUGGCAGUGAUGAUUGCAGCUCUGAUGAGUGACUUGGACUCCAUCUUUAACAGUGCCAGUACCAUAUUCACCCUUGAUGUAUACAAACUCAUCCGUAAGAGUGCAAGCUCCCGAGAACUAAUGAUUGUUGGCAGGAUAUUUGUGGCUUUUAUGGUUGUGAUCAGCAUAGCAUGGGUGCCCAUCAUUGUGGAGAUGCAAGGAGGCCAGAUGUACCUUUACAUCCAGGAGGUCGCAGAUUAUCUGACACCUCCAGUGGCGGCCCUCUUCCUUCUGGCAAUUUUCUGGAAACGCUGCAAUGAGCAAGGAGCAUUCUAUGGUGGAAUGGCAGGCUUUAUUCUUGGAGCUGUACGUUUGAUACUGGCUUUUACCUACCGUGCCCCAGAGUGUGACCAACCUGAUAACAGGCCAGGCUUCAUCAAAGACAUCCAUUACAUGUAUGUGGCCACAGCGUUGUUUUGGAUCACAGGACUCAUUACUGUAAUUGUUAGCCUUCUCACGCCACCUCCUACUAAGGAUCAGAUUCGCACCACCACCUUUUGGUCUAAGAAGACCCUGGUGACAAAGGAGAGCUGCUCUCAGAAAGAUGAACCGUACAAAAUGCAGGAAAAGAGCAUUCUGCGAUGCAGAGAGAAUAGUGAGGCCACAAACCAUGUCAUUCCAAACGGGAAGUCUGAAGACAGCAUCAAGGGCCUUCAGCCCGAGGAUGUUAAUUUGUUGGUGACGUGCAGAGAAGAGGGCAACCCAAUAGCUUCCUUGGGUCAUUCAGAGGCAGAAACACCAGUAGAUGCUUACUCCAAUGGCCAAGCAGCUCUCAUGGGUGAGAAAGAGAGAGAGAAGGAGACAGAGAAUGGAAGCCGAUAUUGGAAGUUCAUAGACUGGUUUUGUGGCUUUAAAAGCAAAAGCCUCAGCAAGAGGAGUCUCAGAGACUUGAUGGAUGAGGAGGCUGUUUGUUUACAAAUGUUAGAAGAGACUCCACAAGUGAAAAUAAUACUAAAUAUCGGACUUUUUGCUGUGUGUUCACUUGGAAUUUUCAUGUUUGUUUAUUUCUCCUUAUGAACUUAAGGAUAUGGUGAGACACUUAAGAAAAUACUGGUCUUUGAAAACAAAAAUGUAACGUUGCAUCUCUCAGGCAUUGUUUACGCUGAAGGUUUUAGCCAAAUUUUACUUAGCAGAAAAUUAUCUAUUUGCAAGACUGUUUCCCAGAGAUGGAUGAAAGUAAAUCUUCAAACAGACUGAAUUGUACAAAAUGUGUUUUUUAGAGUUUUCCAUACCAAAGUAAGGAGAGACCAAUUGUUCUCAUAGAGCACUUAGAGCAGAACCUAUAUUAAGGUAUCACGAGUAAAGUAUAUUGUCUGCAUUGCCAAGUCUGGGUAGACCUUAUACUGAAGUAGAAGAUUUGCUCAUCUGUAAGGUUUUUAUCUCUGUAAUCCCUGCUAUGAUUGAAAAAAUGAAUUCUUAGAGAUUGUCUGGUCAGAUAUGUACUGAAAGUCUAAUAUGUUGUGUAGUAAUUAUUUCAGGACAAGUUCAUGUGUUUGGUUUGUUUGUUAGCAUGCGUCUAUGAUUCCGCUUGCCAAAAGAAAGGGAUGAUGUUUUCCUAUAGGUGUUUUUGUACCUGUAUGUGGAAUGUUGGAGUUUGGGGUGGACUUCAUUCCAGUCUCCUCCCUCUUAUUAUUUUUUUUUUCCUACUUUUACUGAAGUUUAAGUGAACUGUACUCAAGUGACUACCAAGUCUAUGUCUAUAAAGUUAUUUGUCGUAAUUGUGUUUUUAUUUAGGGGGGAAGUAAAUGUUGCUGAUGAUCCCCACAUUUAUUGACCAAAUUACGGUCAAUCAGUAUUUUGGAAUACAGUUUGAAGAUUACCAGCUACCAAGCAAUUCUUGAUGGACUUAACACUAAAUUAACAUGAGUCAUACUCUACCUAUUUUCUAGCUUCUUCCUUGCCAUUUUGUAACGGUCUUUGUUACGUAGCCAAAUGCCUUCCUGAAUGGAUCCAGUUGAAAAAUCAUGUCCAGUAUUGUGAAGAGCUGACAACUGCUUUUGUGUGCUGGUUUCUUACUUGGUUAGAUCAUGAUGUGUUGAGCUUGAGCUUUUAGAGGGAAAUUCUAAUUCUGAGAUUAUACUUCAUUCUUUGUAAGUUCUUUUUCUGAUUUUUGUGUUUCUCAAAAGAUGUGCUAUCUGUAUACAGCCUGUCCAUCUUUGAUGUUAUAGUCAGUCAGCAUGAAUAUGUUCCAGUAAAAGCUGACUGUCAGUAACAGAAAGCGGAAGACUGCACUCCUGCCAUUGACCAGUGUAGGCUUUCUGUAGGAGGGAUGGCGUGUCCAAAAGUUGCCAUGAAGAAAGACUUCGGGGCUUGUCAGUGUGCUUGAGGAGGAUAUCACAGGACUUGUAUUACAGACCUUUGUCUUGGUGUGGGUUGGUAUCCGGUUGCAGUAACCAUGGGUAGCAAAUCUUUUUAGAGGCUGUUUCUCCCUAGUGAAGACAGUACAGAGCUGUUAGAGAAGCUCUACAGAUGGUGUGGCUCUGUGUCUUCAGCCCCUUUCCUCCACAAAGAUGAAGACAGCUCAUUGUGUAUCUACUUUCUUUAAGCUGAAAACUUUUAAAAUUGCAUGGUUUUUAUUAAGCCUUGUACUUAGGGAAAUUAUUUUAUAGAUAAUUUUGUAGAUUUUGAAUAAAAAACUCAGUCCUGAUAACUAACUCUUUUUGUAAUGCAUAAAUUUGUUUGUUAAUGAUGGACUUGAUUAGUCCAAAGCUGAUUUUAGGGAUUAUCAGGUAGCAUACAGUCUUCCUACCUUCAGGAGGUUUUCCAGUGGACUGAGUCUAUAGAUGAAAGAGUAAUUCAUGUAUGACUAGCACGUGUUUCUGAAGAACUUAGAGUGCCUUGUACAAAUUUCCUCUCAAUUUCUACUUUGAGGUUUAUAACCUAGGGGCCUAGGGACCACCUUUUCUUAAGUGGAGGUUGAGGCUGUGACAGGUCCAAGGUUACAGAACCUUUUUGGGAAGAACAGAAACCAGUUCUCCAAAUCUAGAUUCAGCAUUGGUCCACAUGUGUCUGGAUGAAUGGGUUGCCCAUGGUUUGUGCUAUUUUCUUAAAGGAAGAAUUCUUCCUCUGAGAUAACCUUUUGGCCUUUAGAACGUUAUAGGAUCUUGGCUUUUCCAAAUUUGCAUUAAAUUGUAGAAAUUAUUAUUAUUAUUUUUUUAACUCUUGAGUACAGUCCUAUGUGACAUAGCAAAAAUUGACACAUUGGCUGAGUGGCCCUUUUUUCCCAUCCAUUUAUGGCAUAAGUGAAUAACAGGCAUUUUUAUGAAUUUCCUCUUUUUAUUUAAUGUUGAGUUAGUAGUUUGGAGUGUUGGGGUCCCCUUAUCCUCUCAUUGCUGUUGUUGUACUUAGUAAGACUCAUAAAAUACAUCAUCUUGUGUCUAUUGAUGUGUAAAUAGCAGUAGGUCAAGUUUAGAGUACUAAUGUCUAUAAAUAAGGAAUGACUUAGCAUAUCCAUUAGAACUGUUUAUUCUUACACAUGUAAACAUCAAUUUAUUUAGACUGAAGCCCCUGAAGCUUGUCGUUCUUACUACUUCCCAGUAAUGGGCAAUGUGCUUGAAUGAGUAUGUGAGUUGCUGGUGGUAACUUCAUUUCAGGGACCAGCCUUCAGUCUGUAAGGUCAUUGGAAUGAUUGUUCCUGGAAUGAUACAUGACUGCUUUAAGCUAUCAAAAUUUUCAUACUUUACAUGCAUAUAAAUGAGUUCUAAAAGGUGGCAUGGAUCUGUAGACAUAAUGUGUGUGUUUGUGUUUGCUUAAGCUAAGGUUUUGAAUUGACUGAGUUUGACAUUGACUAAAACAGUGCUUGAAAGUCAGAAUGAAGUAGGUGAGGCCAUGGGUUUACAAAGAUGGAGAGAAUAUCAUUGUCCUCUGUGAACAAUACCCCAAGCUCCUACAUGUUUGUGUUCUCAGGCAGUUCACGUCUGGAUCUGGUGAGAAGGGCUUAUGACAUUGGCAUGAAGGAUGUUUUCUGUGGGACUUCAGGUUUCUCUUUGGUUUCACUUGUGUCCUGUCACUCUAAAAAUAAGCCACUGAGCCCCUGUUGUCCUCAGCUGUGCUUUCUAGGAAGUGAUCACUUUUGUCUAAAGAGAAGCAUCAAGCAAUAGCACUGAUCCUUGGGCUCCAGUUCAGUGGAUCUCAUCUCCAGGGCUUCCUUUUCACUUGGCUCAAAGGAUCCAUUAUCUUGGACAGAGAGGUUGGCCAGGGUCAUGUAUCCAUAGCUCUUAGAGAUGAUACCACAAAAAAAUUAGCUGAGACCUUUCACUCUGUGAAACGUCCCCCCAUUUUAAGAAUUGAUCAGCAGAAUUGUUACUCAGUUCUCUUAAGCAUGGAGUUAAGUCUUCUGGGGUCUCUCUGUUCCAAGUGCAUGAUCUUCCCCUCUCUGGAUAUUAUUCCGUGUAAUCUAUAGGUGAUUCUUCUUUCCACCAAAUAAACCAGCUUUAUUGUUAGCCACUAAGAGUUAGACCCUUCACAUCCCUGCUUGAUUGAUAGUGUGGCAUUGAUUGCUUCAUUGCCACGUGUUGUAUUCCCCGUCUCCUCUUCAUCUGAGGUGUCAUGACUAAAAAGGGGCCACGUGGGCAUCUAGUAGUGACACCUCAUCUUGCCCUUGGUUUGUGUGGAAAGAUGUACAAGGCCACCCUGUUACAUCACGUAACUACGGAGCUCUGCUGGUGCAAAAUUUCCUAAAAAGUCAAACCUGUUCUGAGGUGUUGACAACUAGAUGAUACAGAUGUGAACAAAUUGGUAAAAAUUAACUUAAAAAAAUCCGUACAAGCAUAGGAUCUUAUUCAUUGAAAUCUAGAACUUGAAGCAUCUCAGCUAUCAGCCAAUUUAAACCCCUCUCCGUAGAAGUAGAAUACCAGGGAAUCCAGCCUGAUAACGCCUGUUGUAAUGUUAAGCAUAAAGAAUGAAUUCAUUAAUGCAGUGGAGGCUAAAGUGACUGAUAACUUGGUAGUAACACUUUAGGAAAACAAUCGUGCUUUUAGGCUUCAUUGUUUAGAAAUGUCUUACUGUCUAAGCAGAUUUCACAAAUGGUGUUCUGGUCUUGUCAUGUUGCUUCCUAGUUUAUUGCCUAGUCUUUAGUUCAGUACUUAACUGAUUUCCUGUUUGGCUCUUUGGUCUGUUUAUUUCACAUACUGUCUUAAUGUGUAAAAGGGUUGUUUUGCCCCAGUAUUGAGGACUUAAAACCAAAUAAUGACUCAUUGAAAUUAGUUAAAUAUACUGCACUUAAUAAAAAUGUUAACAAGAACAAAUAUUUCUAACUCAUAAAAGUCCCUUUGAAAUGAUGGUGUUAGAAUGCAAGAGGCACUGGAGUUUGUUGUGAUGCCAAAAAGGACUCAUUUUUGCCAUAAAGGCAAAAGCUUGAAAUUAGUUGGUAUAAAGAAAAACUUUUGUACUGUUAGGCUGAAUUGCAUGAGAAGUGUGUUCUGAUCACUAGACCUGGUUGGCUUAACCUGGGCCUGAGACCCCUUCUCAUUAAGAUCACUUCUCUUAAUUUGGUAAGCUGCUGUCACACUCCUGUGCUGGAAUACUGUAGCUGUCAGCUGCUUCAACUCCUCAGAGCAAAGUGAGCAAAGGGUUCUCUGGCCAUGCGAGUCCCUCACUUAGCUGCAUGGUGUUUUCAUUUCAAUUUCUCUCUCUCCAGCGCUGCAAAUAAGCUUUACUGCUACUGAAGGAGCUUUUUAAAAGUGUUGUGAAAUUGAUAUCAUUUAGGUUUCUUUUUCUGUCUCAACUCCUUUAUAAAAGGUAAGAUUUAGGUUGUUUGGGUGUAAGCAACUCAUUUACUUGGCAGUCAACAGCUGUAACAAUUGGCAUAUACAGCCUUUUACUCAGAAAUGAAGGAGAAGGUGUGGUAUGUCUGUAUCAUCACUAAUCUUGUGCACUUUAUUUUUAGGGGUAUAUCAUCCAUGAUCUGCAGCUGAUCCGAUUCCGCUAAGUGUAGGAGUAGUAGCUUUACUGCCCUUAGAAGGCAGAAGGGCACUGUGCUGUAACCUCUACCCCACUUCAUCUCAUUCCCAGGCAUUCUGUGCUGUGUGAACUCUGCCAGUAAGCUACAUAUUACAGUGAUUUUCACAACAGCACACGUUGAUACAUAUAUCCACAGCGUAGUUCUAUCUUGCUGAAUUCACCGUUUCCCCCAGUGCUGCUAGAUAAAGGAGUGCUUACACACACACACACACACAAAACCAGCUGAAUGUUCAGUGUGUCAGUAUACCCUGGACUUCUAUACUUAGUCAUUAGUAACUUUUGUUGUUGUGAAAAUUGGAAAUAAAUGGGGCUUAUUAAAAUCUCCAAUGCUAGUGUAUAUGAUAUUCCACGGUAUAAUCAGUUUCUGAAAUUUUUGUUUGGAUUAGUGCCUUCUGGUUGCCGGUAUUGACUGUGCUAGUUUGCACCGCCCCUUUCUUAAUAGGACGCUUCCUUUGUUACUCUUUGAAAACUUUCAUUGUAACUAGUGAAGGAAGGCUAGCAGAAAAUACACAUUUACACACUUUUAUGUGUAGCCUUUAGGCUCAAGAAAACAAGAUAGUCCAGUAUCUGUGUUGUAGCUUAGUGUUAUUUAUUUGUCUUUGCUUUAUAUCCAUUAUUAAAAAUUUUAAGUUAAUUGUAAUUCUCUGUGUAUACUUUAAUUUUAUCAUUUUCCAAGGUAGAUUUGAUGAGUACAUCUGGGAACACAUGUAACAGCAGUUUGUAUUUCCACAAGAGAGAAAAGGCUAUUGGCCCAUAGAAAGCACAAAGCUGUUCACAUGUGUGUACCUCUACUUAUAAAAAGCACAAGGCUAACGCAUUCUCACUAACCCGUAAGUGCCGGUCAUAAAGCCACCAAGUAUUUGUCCCAGAGUUGUUUUGGAGACCAUGGUAUCAGGAGCCCUAAUGAGCUAUCUCAGUUCUACAUGGAUCCUGGGUGAUAAAGGAUCCAAAGUAGUCUUACUGAAUUUGUGCGGCUUUGAUGAAAGGAGAGUACUGUGGCUGUAUUGGGGUUACUAGGGAAAAUGAGGUGUGUGGACACAGUUCCAUAAUCUGAGACUAAAGAACAGGGACGGCUUAGGUUUUUGGUGGACAGAACAGGCAAGAACUUUCCGCUUUAACCUGCAGAGUCAUUGGUUUUUAUUUUGGUUGUUUUUUUUUUUUAAUACUGUCUAGAGGAAAUUUUACUUGUCAACAAUGUUCUAAACAAAGAAAUUCUGUGCUUUAUUUGUGUGUGUGUGUGUGUGUAUGUGUGUGUGUGUGUGUGUGUGUGUGUGAGCGAUGAACUUACCUUUAUUUUAUGUGCUUGGCUGUACUUUUAGUAGAGAAUUUGAUCUCUGUGUUCUGAACAUCUAAUUCUGAGACAGAUUUGCCAAAUGAACUGUCGCUGCUCUUCACAGUGGCGCUAGAAUCUUUUUUUUAACCUGUCCCAUUAUGCUCUGCAAGACUAGGUCAGUGAGACUCUGAAUGCACGUGCGGAAGAUGGAAAUGUGUUUCCAGUCAGCGUUGCCCUUUCCUGCUCCUUGCUUUCUUUACCUCCAAGUAGUCCCAUGUUUACUAAGAAUAAAAAUGAAUAGUCUGGAGUUUUGUCCAUAUUUUAAGACACAGCUCUCAGAAUAGAGAGCGCUCCUCCUUGCCUUCUUAGGGGGAGACUUAGUAACUUCUAACCAAGAUUGCAGACUGGUGGAACUUUUUUUUUAAAAAAGACUUUGCUAUGUUAAUAACGUUUCAGAAGAGUUCACAUGAACACUAAGGGAGAGGUUCCUCCCUCUAGCAAAAAGCUAGGCAGGUGUGUACCCACAACAUAAGUUUUUAACAUGUAAAAUUUACAGGUUUCAGGAUGGGCUGUCGGGCUGAGAGGAGAGGGGUGUUAGAAAUGGAGGACACUGAAGCAGUUUGAAAAACGUCCUUGGCUUAGCAAUAUGUGAUAAUGCAAAGCAGUUACAACGGUCUUAGCCCUACAUAUUACGUAUUCUCUACCUUUUAAAGAAUUUAUAAGAACUUUAUGAAAAGUGCUUUUAAAAAUUCCUUUGGCAGAAACAUUUUCCAUUUUUAAUUUCACGGAAAACUGCUUUAAUUAGACUAAGUGAAAGGUAGUCCUAGCAAUGUAAAUAUGUAUAAUUAGAAUAUUCUCAUUUCACUGUGAGAUCUCAGACUUUUCUGAGUAGCAAACAGGUCACCAAGUCUUUUGCUCAUGGACUUUUCUGUGGGGUUAUUAAAAUGUAAAAGCUUUAUUUUUUUUUUAAUAUGACAUACUACAUUAGGGUCAGAUAAUGGUAUAGAACCUGUUCUCUGCUUUCCCUAGGCAUUAUUGCUUCAGUCUAUAGAUUGCCUUCAGAGUUCAGAAGAAGAGCAAGGAUUCACCUGUUCUUUGCUGGGGACACCUUGUUUCUCUGCCUAGAGCUGUGUUGGCAAUCAUCAUAUGAACUGUUAGGCUUCUCAAUGCUUUUUUUUUUUUUUGACAAGAUGGAUAUCAGAAAUAGUUGCUGUGCAAAAGUUAGUAGUCUUCUUCAAGAAGAAAACCAAUUCCUUUUCUUAUAGCCUGUGAAAUUGCUUCAUUCAUUCCUUUAUUUUUAAGCCAAAUGUCAGCAAAAUACUGCUGCUUUUAUCUAAUAAUUUUGAUAUGUAAGUAUUAAUGCAUUUUUUAAAGAUGUCUACAUUGAAAACCAUUAUCCCCAGUGUCCUGCCUGUUAUAGCUCUGUUCAGGUUUUCUGUUAAGAGACCAUAGUACCGUGGGGCUGUGUAUUGUGUGCAUGUGUCAUUUUAGUUCUGCUUUGUAGGUUAUAAUGGAGUCGAUGAACAUUAAUUUGUUAUUGGUUAGUUUUUUAAAAAUUAUUUCUAGUUUACCUCCGUUGUCCUCAGCUUUUUUGUGUUAAAGUUUGACUAAUCAGGUCCUGUACACCGUGUAAUGCUUUAGUUGCAAAUGGAAGAACUUGGUGUAAACCAGGUUUCCUACUGAAAGGAAAACAGUUGAAGCUGUAGAUGGAAAACUAUCUGUUGGUGACAAUUCUAACUUGCCUGUUCUGUAUACAACUGGUUUUUAAAAUUGUAGAUGUGUGUAAUCUUGGUUUCGGUGUUAAGUGUUACUGUUUAAAAACGGAAAAGCAGCGAUGUGCUGGAGAGCUGUCAGUUUCUAUCGCUGACUGUGACGUACUCUGUUCUCGUGAGCUGCGUCACUUUGCCAGCUGCUGCACUAGCCGGCACAAGCAUUUGGACACUUAAAAUGAACUGCAUUUCUUGCAAAGAACAUUCCUUUCUGUGGUAUUUUGUCCUGUAACUGAAGUGUAGUAAUUAUUUUAUGCAAAUGUUAGCACUUCUGUACCAACUUUGAAUAAAAUGAAAAAUUUACAUUUC
Messenger RNA from Nannospalax galili (Upper Galilee mountains blind mole rat), 10867 nucleotides. RefSeq names its product solute carrier family 5 member 3 (gene Slc5a3). Gene Ontology annotation, molecular function: D-glucose:sodium symporter activity. Gene Ontology annotation, biological process: myo-inositol transport; inositol metabolic process; transmembrane transport. The coding region runs from base 416 to 2572 and encodes 718 amino acids. Gene Ontology annotation, cellular component: plasma membrane. The record is from RefSeq and is a predicted model, not a curated record. Lineage: Eukaryota; Metazoa; Chordata; Mammalia; Rodentia; Spalacidae. The transcript is spliced from 2 exons.